Messenger RNA from Artibeus jamaicensis (Jamaican fruit-eating bat), 1413 nucleotides. It is a transcript of the gene CUNH1orf87, whose product is annotated as chromosome unknown C1orf87 homolog. NCBI's taxonomy places the organism in Eukaryota, Metazoa, Chordata, Mammalia, Chiroptera, Phyllostomidae. The record is from RefSeq and is a predicted model, not a curated record.
AUGGCGAUUCUUUCACCCUUAUCCAGAGUGUUACCUGGUUGGUGUUGUUUACUUAGUGGGGUGACCCAGACUUUAAUCCCUAAGAGAUCUGAGUCCUUAGUUGCUCUGCCCUACGACGUCAGCAAGGAGAAUGAGAACUUGAAGCCAGAAACUCAAAGAGCGCUCCAGAAGUCUGUGACUGGUAAUACAAAGCAGAUGAGCAGAGACCCCCGAGGUUCCAGUAGCCCCUCUGAUUAUCAAAUCAAUCAUGACCCAUAUGAUGUGGAAAAGAACAAGCACCCAGAGAAGAACCAGAAACCAGAGAACCACCAGAAACUCCUAACGGGAGCCCUCAGUAGCAGAUUUCUGGAUGGCAGAGCAACUGUCCAUUGCAGCUCUGUACCAACUGGAGACCAGUCCCUGUCCUAUAUCUAUGGCCUCCCCAGGAGAAAACUUAGAGACUGGUCCUGGGAACAAAUGGCAAAUAGGGGCUCUGACAAAUCUGAGGUGAACUAUGAAGAGCUACUCUGUUUUUUAAAACUUGCAGCUUCACAUGACUCACUGGAAAGCAAGAGAGUUGUGGACAGCACCCCGAGCAAAGCUGAGGGUGGAAACCGUCAUAGCAAAGGACUUUCCCCUACCCCUCCAAGCAGUACUGGCCAUCAAAACUCCAACUCACAGUCAGAAGUGAACAAGAGCCUAUUGGAGACCUUAAAGAUGGCACUGAGGACAACCAAUGGCAACCUCAGCCUAGAGAACCUUAAUCUGAGUCUUCAAAAAGAAGAUCACUCAUUCUUGGGCUACCUGCCCCCACCCAAGGUCAGGCUUAUAUGUGGGAAACAUGGAUUAUGUGUGACUUUGAGCCUCCUGGAAACAUUGCUUAACCAUCAAGAUUUGGCUCACCAAAACAAAAUAAAGUGGCAGAAUUUUGUUGAGUUGUUAAGCAAAGCUUCCUCAACUUUGUCCUCUGAUUUGCCUACAGGUAAAAAAGGAAAGGAAACCUCAGUUGCUCCAGUGCAGGCUGAAGUUCCAGCUAUGUCUCAAGGCAAAACUGAACAUAUGAAAUCUCCAGAAGAGGAGCUGCAGCCAGAAAACCUUCCUGCUGAGACUUCAGCCCCCCAAGAUCCCCUGGGCUCUCUGACGAUUAGGCCAGUCUCACAGCCUUUUGCGAGUCCAACAAUGAACAACAAUAAGUCUGCAGAAUGCGAGAUGUGGAUUGACAGGUUCAGGAAGCUAGAAAAUGUCCUCUACCUGUGUGACCUGAAUAAUACAGGAGUCCUAGAGAAGGAACGAGCCCAGCACCUCAUUCACAACUACAAUCUCAUUUACAACCUGUCCCUGAGCCCUUGGAAAAUUGACCAGGCCUUGAGGAGGUUUAGUUUGGAAGAAAAUAUGCUGUUGGAACCAGCACUCCGGUACUUAAAGGAGCUAUGA